AUGGCGUCGGCGGGCCCGACGCACUACCGGCUGCCGCCGACGCUGGGCUACAAGGGCCACGACGUGACCAAGGAGCGCGCGCCCGCCUACACGAUGCGCCGGCGCACGCCGCUGGCGCUCAGGCUGCUCGGCCCGGGGCCCAAGUACGGCCUGCGGCCCAACCUCACCCAGCACGGGCCGGGAGACCCACCAGCCUACACCAUGCGAGAGAGGCUGCCUCUAGGACUGAAGCUGGACGUGCCGGGCCCGGGCAGCUACCAGCCGGAGAAGUGCACGGACGCGUCGCGGCCGCGCGCGCCCGUCUUCAGCAUGGGGUCGCGCACGACGGCGCGCCUGCUCGACCACCUGCCGGGGCCCGCCGCCUACCGACCGCCCGCCACCGUAGGCCGACGCGUCUCCGACAAGCCCGCCGCGCCCGCCUACACCAUGCGCGGCUGGCUGGCGGAGCCGCUGUACGAGUCGAGUCCGGGCCCCGCGGGCUACGUGCCGCCUCCCCCCGAGGUGUACCUGCGUCGCGCGGCCAGGCCCGCGGUGGGCGGCCGCCGCCCGCCCAUGCCGCAGUCGGCGCGCCCCGGCCCGGACGCCUACUGCCCCAGCUACGCCUGGGGCCGACACACGCCCGCCUUCUCCUUCCGGAAGCGCAACUCGCCGCUCGUCAUGGCCUUCUUCCUGCGGGAGGACAACCCCUGA
This is a messenger RNA of Schistocerca serialis cubense, 690 nucleotides long. RefSeq names its product outer dense fiber protein 3-like protein 2. The transcript has 4 exons. Bases 1 to 690 code for a protein of 229 amino acids. NCBI's taxonomy places the organism in Eukaryota, Metazoa, Arthropoda, Insecta, Orthoptera, Acrididae. The record is from RefSeq and is a predicted model, not a curated record.